This is a messenger RNA of Truncatella angustata, 431 nucleotides long. RefSeq lists its product as uncharacterized. The coding region runs from base 95 to 391 and encodes 98 amino acids. The transcript has a single exon. The record is from RefSeq and is a predicted model, not a curated record. Lineage: Eukaryota; Fungi; Ascomycota; Sordariomycetes; Amphisphaeriales; Sporocadaceae.
GAGAGAUUGGAUGACAGGCACAGUUCAUGGCCCAAGACCUAACCAUUGGCCAAACGGUGCUUGAAAACCCAACCUUAUUUACUAAGUGGAAGUGAUGGGGAGCCCUCGUGUCUUGAAUAUACUCUCACAGCUGCUCAUCAUUCCUUGGUGCAUAACUACGUAUUGUCACUGUAUCUGCAGGGCCCUGACAACCACCAUUCCAGCCUACGCCAAGCAGCUCUGGUGUGAAGUUGUCCCACCAUGGCGCAAUCGUGUGGCCCCCAUCAAACCUCUCCAUCCCCUGUCUGUCGACAACUAUUCUUCGCCCGGCAUAAUACUAAGUAGUCAGACUAGGCACCAUCGCCCUUGCCAGAUGUGUUUCCAUCAUUUUUGCGUAAUCUUCGGUACAUAGUAUUGGUUGUGCUGUACUAGUAGAACGUAUAAGUAAUACU